Messenger RNA from Betta splendens (Siamese fighting fish), 3475 nucleotides. RefSeq names its product nuclear casein kinase and cyclin-dependent kinase substrate 1a (gene nucks1a). Gene Ontology annotation, molecular function: single-stranded DNA binding; double-stranded DNA binding. The record is from RefSeq and is a predicted model, not a curated record. NCBI's taxonomy places the organism in Eukaryota, Metazoa, Chordata, Actinopteri, Anabantiformes, Osphronemidae. Gene Ontology annotation, biological process: interstrand cross-link repair; double-strand break repair via homologous recombination. The coding region runs from base 284 to 1204 and encodes 306 amino acids. Gene Ontology annotation, cellular component: cytoplasm. The transcript is spliced from 8 exons.
UCCCUCCCCUGAAGGCCGUGGCGUUUGGUUGCACACAGGCUGCAGUUUCAGUUUGUUUUAUUCACCAUUUUGAGUAGCUGAGGAUACAAAAAUUAAGAAUAUUUGCGUUUGGAGGAGAAGUCGCCGCCGUAUUUUUUAUUUUUACGCCCUAGCUCAGACGGUGGAGUUGUGCGUCAACCUCCCUCCCCUCGGUGUUUUGCAGAGCGGGAAUCUAUAUUUCUUUUCCCCGUGCUUUUUCUUCUCCCUUUUCUUGCAACCUUAACCUCUACAGUAUUCCUGCAAAAUGUCAAGACCCGUGAGGAACAGGAAAGUGGUGAACUAUUCACAAUUCAAUGAGUCUGACGAUGCAGAUGAGGAGUAUGGUGAUGACAAGCCCAAGAAGGUGCACACAGCCCCUCGGGAGCCCAAGCACAAGCGCUCAAAGAACUCACAGGAUGACAGUGAGGACUCUGACGACAAGCUCUCUAAAUCCAAAAACGAUUCCGCAGAUGAUUUUGGCAGUGAUGAAGAAGACAACGAUUUUGGAGAGGAAGAGGAUGAAGACGGAGGAAGCGAUUAUGAAGAAAAAAGAGGGAAAAAGGGAAAGAAAGCCAAGGUGGAGAAACCAGCCAAAAGGGGGCCGAAGAGAAAACGAGCUGCAGAUGACAGUGAUGACGAGAGGGAGGUGAGUCGAAAGCGUACAGUGCGCCAGGCAGCCUCCAAGGCUGUGUCCAAACAGAGGGAGAUCCUCCUGGGAGAUGGAGGCAGCGAGGACGAGGAGCAGGAAGACCCGGAGGAAUCCUACAUGGACCCUGACGAGUCUGGCAGCGACGAAGACUUCAUGGUGGAGGACGAUGAUGACAGUGACUACGGUCAAUCCAAGAAGAGGGGAAGCAAGAAGGUGAUUCGACGGGGGCGGCCGGAGAAGAAAGAGAAGAAAAGCCCCAAGCCCAGACUAAAGGCCACAGUGACCCCCAGCCCAAUGAAGGGAAAGGGCAAGGGGCGCCCCAGCACCAAGGCUUUGGAGAAGAGCUCACCCAAAGAGGAGGAGGAGGAUGAGGAGGACCCAGAGAGCCCCCUGGAGGAGGAAGAGGAGGAGGUAGAGAAGAAAGAGACCUCCCCUGCCCCCAAAACGACAAAGGAGGCUGCUGGAGGAGAGGAGGAAGAGGAGGAGGAGGAGGAGGAAGACGGCUCAGAAGAGGAGGCACCGUCUGGAGAAGACUAGAAGAUGGAACCAGUUUGACGACCAUCGUCCAUGUCUGUCUCUCUCUCUCUCUCUCGUUCUCUCUCCACUGAUUUUGUUUUGUUGCUUUGCAUUUAGAGUUUGUUUUUUUUUCUGUUCCCCUUGGCAGCCUGGCUCAAUGGUUUGUACUCUGCAUGCUUUCUCCUCUUUUGCGCCCCCUUCCAACUACGACUAAUACACGCAGUCAAGCACAUUCAGAGUUAGUUUUUCUUGCAACACGCUUUCUCCCCUGUCAACGCGUGCAGACCUUUUCAUGGAGCUUAGCGUUGGUGGGCCAACCACUUGUUGACUUUUUCCUGCCUUGGGGUUUUCUGUGCGCGGACAUUGCUGUUCCUGGCUCGCCAGCAUCGGUAGCUAGUGCUGUGCUUAAAAAAUGACAUUAGGUCAAGACACUGAUGCUUUAACCCUUGUUCUGGUUCUCUGUGCUUUUAACCAGGAGCCUAUUUUAACAGUGCUGCAUUAGUUUCCAUAGUGUGUUUUUUACCUUUCAAACUGUUUCUGGCCAUUGAAGAAACUUCUUCCUGGUGUUUAGGUUCACCGGCUUCAUUCAGACUCAGUGCCCUGAACAUUUGUGUAGCUGUGUGUGUGGGGGAGGAGGAGAAGCAUUAUUUGAUGAGUGUUUCAUUUGUAGUAGCUGCUUCAUAGAUCCAACAAUUAGAGGUGUGGCGGAGCGGUGUGUUCGCUGACACUACCAUCAUGUCUGGAGCCAGCAUGUGUUCGUUUGACAUUUGUGUGCUUGUGGGGCUUUCCUUUCCUCAGCCUGUGUGAAGACGGUUCUGUUGUAUGUUGGGCUACAUACUGUAGACGCCCCAUCCCCUUUGCAUGGAUACAGCAUCUUUUAAGUGUUCAAGCCCUUGUGCCAGGCACCCAGAAAUCUUUUUAUUUUUAAGAAAUGCAAAAAGUUUUUUUUUUUUCCAGAGUUAAAGAAAUGAAUGUUUUUUCUCCUGUUGGUUCAUUGUUCUAAUUCUCUAUUCAGAUUUUUUUUGUAAUGUUUGUUUUUUAAGAAAAGAAAUAAAAAUGUAUCUUGAUUUUAAAGAAAAACGUUGACCCUAUCCAAUCUGUUCUGCUCAGUGGUUGGACCAGCCGUCCCUCCGUCAUUUACUGCUGUCCUUUCGUUUUCCCAGUCACAUCUGCUUGAUGGUUACUGUGUGUAUCCGUGUUCAUUUGUUUCUUGGAGCUCUUCGUUUCCCACGUUCGCAUCUCGCAAGCAGACACAUCUAAAUUUCUCUGCUACUGAGGCUCUGCAGUAGCGAGCCGCUUGGUGUGUAUCCGGCAUUCAUUUGUCUGUUAAUGCCUUAAUUUUCAGUAGGUUUUCUGUAGUGGCUAUGAGAUCACUGGAGCCCUGAGAAUGUAAUUUGUCCUCAUGUUUUUGGUCUGUGCUACAAUCGACAAACUAAGUUUCGAACCAACCCAAAACGUGUGCGAUCAGCAGGCCAUCCAAAGCCAUAAACAAUCUCCAAACUAGUGACUCGGAGAUCAGGUGCAGCACUUGUUAGAUUGUCCUUUUUUCAGAGGAGUAGUAUUUGAUGUCAAAGUUUAAAAAAGAAAGUUAACGUAUUGUAAUCUUGGGAAGAAAACUCCAUUUAUUAGAUUUAUUAGAUUAGAUGCUAAUCAGGAGGAAUUCAUUCAGAUUCGUCCCAAGGCUGCAAUAGAAACCAGUCCUGAUUGUGAACAGGACAGAACCUAGUGGUGGUUCUGAAGCACAUCAAUUGUUUUACAAUGUAAUUAUUGCAGGUUAUUGUGUUUUUCUACAUUCAGGUUUUCAAUUGGAACCUAAUCCUCAAAGUCCUUUUAAUACAAUUGGAUACAAUGAGAGACUAAAGUUUGUUUCUACUGAUGUGCAGCUGUUCCAGCUCUGUCGCAGUAGUUCUCAGCGCUGAGGGCUUGAGUGAGGUUCCUGCCCAUCAUCCCACAGGAGGCACAUGGCAUAAGGCUGUGAAUUUCUCCACUUGCAUCUAUUCUGAGGUUUCUGUUGUAUUGUUUUGAUGUUUCUUUUCUAUCUACCUUAGUUGUACUGGCAAUGUAAAUGUAAGCCGAGAUGUGAUUCCUACAGGAGACCAAGUGAAGAAGCUUUUGUCAGCAGCGAGGCAAAGGAACGCUGAACUCUUGAAUCUUUUUGCAUGUUGUGGAAAAAGUGCGAAGCGAUGAUGAUGCUGGUAUUGGAAAUAUUGUGGUCUUACAAAAACAAGUAUUAACGACAAUGUUGAUAAUGUUUUGAUUUCCCAGCUUCUAAUAAAGGCAACCUACUUUUUA